AUGGAUUGCAGAAAUCUUUAGAUAGCUUAGUAAUACAUUCAUACUGUGAAAAAUGGAAACUUAAAGUCAAUGUCGAAAAAACAAAAAUCAUGAUAUUCAAAAAAGGAAGACUUGAAAAGGAUCAGUCAUGUCAGCCUUGUUUUGGCAUACGUUCUGCGGCCAUGGAGAGAAUUUUACCACUUGGAAAAAUGGGGACUUUGGUCACUGCUUUGAACAAAUAGUUGUGAUAUGUCCAAGCUACGUUAUUCUAGCAAUAUUUAGUGCGUAUUACAUUGCAGCAGCUAAACAUAAUUCACGCGGAGCUUUUUUGCCUUUACCAUGGUAUGUGAAAUAUCGCUUUUUGUGUACAUUAUUAUUGUGUGUACUGGCUGUGGUGCAGGUUGUAUUGACAAGAAUUUUAAACCAAAAAAAAGUGAGCUAUGCUGACAUUGUAACAUCAUGCAUAUUAUCCUGUUCUUGGUUAGUACAUAGCAUUUACCUCUAUAGACUGAAAUAUUUAUUCUGGAGCUCAUGGCGUGGAGCCACUCCUAUGGUUUUGAUUUAUCUGUUGUCUCUUAUAUCAUUAGCUGCCCAACUUCAUACAAAUAUAGUGCAAAGGUUGAACAGUUCACCAAGUCAUAAUAGUGUAGAAGAAUUCUCAGUUUAUGUUUCUGCAUUUUUGCAAGUUUCGUACGUAUUUACGCUCCUGCCUGGAGGAGAGCGUGUUACACUCGUAGAUGAUGACGUUUAUUACAGAGCUAUUAAUGAGAAUGUGGAUGAAAGUAGUUCCUUACUUGAAGGUGCAAGAAGUACAUACAGAAGCAUAUCCCAGCGACCAGAGACUGCCAUCACAGCAGAAUAUGACGUAAAUUGUGUCUCACGGUUAACUUUCCACUGGGUACGACAACUUCUUGUGAAAGGAGCCAAGAAAUCUAUUAAAAGCGCUAAUGAUCUGUUUCUAUUACCUGUGCGAUUGAGUACAUUGAAUCUUUACGUGAAGUUUACGCAUAUAUUGACUGGAAAACUUGAUAACAGAUUUCAAAGGAGGGAAAGUUAUUCUUCUCGGUCAAGUGUAAGUUCUAGUAUAAAUAGCAUUCCUGAUGUUCAGUUCUCAAAUACAGAUACGAGACAUAUGUUUUUGGAUGAUACGGAAUCAGAACCCAUAAGCCUUCUGAAAGCACUGAACAAAGCUUUCGGUGCUGAAUAUUAUUUACUGGGUGUUUUAAAACUUCUUGCGGAUUGCUUUGGAUUUGCAGGACCAAUUUUGUUAAAUUUGUUAGUUUCUUAUAUUGAAACGAAGUCGGAGAAGGAAGAAAAUGGUUAUUUAUUUGCUACUGGUUUAUUUCUAUCAACUUUACUGGGAGCUUUUUGUUCAACACAAUUUGAUUACAACUGUAAUGUUGUAGGACUGAAGAUCAGAACAGCCAUUAUUACAACUAUAUAUAGAAAAUCAUUAUCAGUGAGUAAUGUUAGUGUAGGAAAAUUUACCAGUGGACAGAUUAUAAACUUUAUGAGCACAGAUACUGACAGGAUUGUGAACUUUUGUCCCAGUUUUCAUGCUGUGUGGAGUCUACCAUUCCAGAUUGGUGUCUCAUUGUACCUUCUUCACCAGCAGGUUGGGCUUGCAUUUUUAGCUGGUUUAGGAUUUGCUUUGAUCUUGAUUCCAAUAAACAGAUGGCUGGCAAAGAAGAUAGGUCAGCUUAGUACAGCCAUGAUGGAACAGAAAGACAACAGGGUUAAGGUUAUGAAUGAGGUGUUGUUUGGUAUGAGAGUUGUCAAGUUUUAUGCCUGGGAAGAUCACUUUGAGUCAAAGAUUAAUACCCUGAGAGAUGCUGAAUUAAAAAGUUUAAAGGGACGGAAGUACCUUGAUGCCAUGUGUGUGUAUUUUUGGGCUACAACUCCUGUCUUGAUCUCUAUUCUCACAUUUACUACAUAUUCAUUGAUGGGCAACCAGCUGACAGCAGCAAAGGUGUUCACCAGCCUGUCCUUGUUCCUGAUGUUGAUAAGUCCAUUGAAUGCUUUCCCCUGGGUGUUAAAUGGUUUAGUGGAGUCAUGGGUCUCAUUGAAGAGGGUACAAGCUUUUAUUGCACUGAAAGAUUUUGACUUGGAGCAGUAUUACUCUUCUAAUGCAGUGUUACCUAGUGACUCUGCAUUACAUAUCAGAGAUGCUGAGUUUUCCUGGAAGGAUACAGAUACCAUUUCCCAGCCAAAGAAGAGGAAAUUGAGCCAGGAACCUGGCAGGACAAGAUCAUCAAGCCAGAAAUCAGAUGGCACUGGUACCCUUAGCAGAAAAAGAGCACCAAGCCAGGAACCACUCGUAAAUGAUACACAUGGUGAACAUAAGAAUCAGAGGCCAAGUGUAAAUGAGAGUGGGGAUAGAGUAUCCAGUGAAGAGCAAGACAAUGUUGCAGUAUCAAAAGUACAAGGAACCACCCUCAGUCUGGUUGAUAUCUGUAUGCAUGUUACAAAAGGCCAGUUUGUUGGAGUCAUUGGUAAAGUUGGUUCUGGGAAAAGCUCUUUACUCAGUUGCAUAUUAGGUGAGAUGCAUCGGGUCAGAGGUCAUAUAAGAGUUAAUGACCUUGAACUUGGUUUUGCCGUGGCAACACAGGAACCAUGGAUACAGCAUGCUACUAUAAAAGACAAUAUCCUGUUUGGAAGACAGUUUAACAGUAGGAAAUAUGAAAGAGUAAUAGAUGCUUGUGCCUUGAUGGAAGAUCUAAAGACAUUGCCAGCCGGUGACCUUACAGAGGUUGGAGAGAAUGGAGUGACACUGAGUGGAGGACAAAAAGCUAGAGUUGCCUUAGCAAGAGCAGUGUAUCAGAACAAAGAUGUUUUUCUUCUGGAUGAUCCAUUAUCAGCAGUUGAUGCUCAUGUGGCGCAACAUUUGUACCAGAAAUGCAUCAUGGGAUUGUUGUGGGGAAAGACGCGCAUUCUUUGUACACAUCAUACAAAGUAUCUUGUAAAUGCUGACCAGAUUAUACUGAUGAAAGACGGAAAGAUUGUUAAAACAGGAUUGCCUUCAGAAAUUCUAGAUACAGUAGAACUUACUUCUCUUGGCACUAUAGAGGAACAGGAUUGUAAGUCACAAGACCAGGAAUCACCGUUGGCAACUGAUGCUGGUACCCUUGUUGAGGAGGAGGAAAAAGAGACUGGUGUAGUAAAGCUAGGAAUCUAUAAGUCUUACUGGAAGGCUGUUGGUGGCUGUCUGGCUCCCAGUGUUCUCACGGCUCUCUUUUUCAUGCAAGCGUCGAGAAACAUCAAUGACUGGUGGUUAUCGUACUGGGUAUCACACUCCGAGAAACCUGGCCAACUUGUAUCUAACCAUUCCAAGAGUGCAUUCCUAAUGUAUGAAGACCAUUUUGAAAACCAACAUUCUUACAUAUCAAGCAGUGUUCACAAUAUGACAACUGCUAGGGAUAACAUAAUGUACUACUUGACAAUAUACGGGUGUCUGGCUGGUGCAAACUCUAUCUUCACAUUGUUCCGGGCUUUCCUGUUUGCCUAUGGUGGAAUAUGUGCAGCCCAGACAAUACAUAGGAAAUUACUGAGCAAUAUACUAAAGGCUCCGGUAUCAUUCUUUGACGUAACACCAAUUGGUCGCAUUGUGAACAGAUUUUCAUCAGAUGUGUUCUCUAUUGACGACUCACUGCCGUUUAUCAUGAACAUAUUUCUUGCUCAAAUCUAUGGCAUUCUUGGGACCAUUGUGAUAACUUGCUAUGGUUUACCCUGGUUUGCUGUCCUUCUACUACCUUUAGGAUUGUUGUAUUAUAAGAUACAGAAUUACUACAGACAUACAUCCCGGGAAAUUAAAAGAAUCUCAAGUGUGACGCUAUCUCCUAUAUAUGCUCACUUUUCAGAGACUAUUUCUGGCAUGACAACUAUCAGAGCUAUGAGAGAACAAGACAGGUUUCAAAAAGAAAACCUCGAUAAGCUGGAUAUAAACCAGAGAGCCCAGUUUUCUGCCCAGGCUGUUGCUAGCUGGUUGUCAUUCCAUCUUCAGAUGUUAGGUGUUGCCAUGGUUACAGGGAUAGCUUUUAUUGCAGUUCUAGAACAUCAUUUCCAGUCGGUUAAUCCAGGUCUGGUUGGCCUAGCAAUUUCCUAUGCCUUGUCUGUAACCAACCUGCUGAGUGGUGUGGUGACCUCCUUUGCUGAGACAGAGAAACAGAUGGUCAGUGUAGAGAGAGCACAACAAUAUAUAGAUGAUGUACCUAAUGAAAGACUAGAUGGUUCUCUACUGCCACCACCAUAUUGGCCUCUGCAGGGAUCAAUUGUUUUUCGUCAUGUGAGAUUAAAGUACAGAAGUAAUCUCACUGAUGCUCUCAACAAAGUCUCAUUUGAGGUGGAGCCGGCAGAGAAAGUGGGAAUCGUUGGGCGAACUGGUUCAGGGAAAUCCAGUUUAUUUCUGGCUCUGUUCAGAAUGGUUGAAAUCUAUAAAGGAAAUAUUUUUGUAGAUGGGAUAGAUUUAAUCCACUUGGACUUGAAAGAUAUAAGGUCCAGAAUAGCAAUCAUUCCACAAGAUCCAUUCCUGUUUAGUGGUACAGUUAGAGAAAAUCUUGACCCAACACAUGCUUACACAGACAGUGAAUUAUGGUCGGUACUUGAGAAGUGCCACUUGAAAGAUGUUGUACAGAGACUCGAAGGUCUCCAUGGUGAUGUUGCAGAGAGAGGUCGUCAUUUCUCAGUUGGACAGAGGCAGUUAGUGUGCCUGGCCAGAGCUUUGUUAACAAGAGCAAAGAUAUUGUGUAUAGAUGAAGCGACAGCGAGUGUGGACAUGGAAACAGAUAUGCUCAUACAGCAGACGAUUCAUUCAGAGUUUGUUGAUAGUACAGUUCUUACAAUAGCACACAGAAUAAACACGAUAAUGGACAGCGAUAGAGUCCUUGUGAUGAGUGAGGGGAAGGUGGCAGAAUUCGCCGCACCUGGACGUUUGCUGCAGAGUCACGACUCGCUAUUCUAUAAAUUAGUUCACGGACAGAGUAUUUGAUCAUAAUGCCCUUAUAAUAAUAAAAAAAAAACAGAAAAAAAGGAUUGAAUACGUAUAACCAAAUGCUAGGCUAUUCUGUCCAGUGAUGUAAGCAGAAUUUUCUAUUCGUUGCAUACUGCACACGUCGAGUACAAUGUCUUAAAGUGAUGUUUGUUGAAGGAAAGGCUUAACCCAUAAUCUUAAGUGUUGAAAACAUUUAUUUUUAGGAAUAAAUGUUUUUUUUGUGUGUGUGACAAGUGCUACUUUGCGCCAAUAAUGCUUUUUAAAGAAAAUAUUGUCAAUAGUUUGAAAGAGUCAAUAGUUGUAAAAGAGUCGAUAGUUGUAAAACAUUGAUAGUCCUUGAAAUUUUAUUAUCUCUUGUGUUUUUAAAAUCGCCGCUGUAUCAGUAAUGGUAAUUCUCUGUAUUAAGUCAGAUUAUGUUUUCUGUAAUUUUGUCCAUUUGCAUUUAUAAGGCACAAAGCCAUUAGGUUGCUCCAGAUUUCUUUGUUGUUAUUAUUUUUUGUCUUCAUUCAAACACAAUGUUUUGUAUUAGCCUUCUUGUUGAAGUCAUGUAUAUGUUUUGUUAAUUACUUUUAUUGUUUAAUAUAUUUCUUAUUUUUUAACCUUUUUUCUCUGUGAUAAUAGCUUGGGUUGUGCAAUAAAAUGACUCUUGCAGAAG
This is a messenger RNA of Mercenaria mercenaria, 5621 nucleotides long. RefSeq names its product ATP-binding cassette sub-family C member 10-like. Gene Ontology annotation, biological process: transmembrane transport. Gene Ontology annotation, molecular function: ABC-type transporter activity; ATP binding; ATP hydrolysis activity. Lineage: Eukaryota; Metazoa; Mollusca; Bivalvia; Venerida; Veneridae. The record is from RefSeq and is a predicted model, not a curated record. The transcript is spliced from 20 exons. Gene Ontology annotation, cellular component: membrane. Bases 128 to 4963 code for a protein of 1611 amino acids.